GUAGUGGUGUGGUUUUGCCAGGAUGCCGCGUUCUCACUCUCGUUCCAUGAGCAGAAGUCGUUCGCGAUCUCGCUCCUAUUCCCCUGUUCGCAAUGGCAAUGGAGUGCGUGGAAGAUCUACGUCUCGGACUCUGUCGAGAUCGAGGUCGCGCACACGUUCUCGCUCUCCAACGUGGGCGCAGCCGAUCUCGCUCACCGGGGCGACGUAGUAGGCGCAUUUCGCGCUCGCCAUCACGGUCAAGAAGUGGAAGUCGUUCACCUGAUCGACGUGAUUCAAGGCGCUCCCGAUCGCGUAGCCCACGACGUCGUGAUUCAUACUUGCGAAGCAGGAGGGACAGUGGGGACAGAAGUGGUGGUAGAUGGAGAGGUCGUCCAUCUAGAAGAGAGGAUCCCGAUCCAUGCAGGUGCCUGGGUUGCUUCAACCUUGAGCGUAUACACAACUGAGAAAGACCUACGAGAGCUGUUUGGAGAAUUUGGUGAAAUUGAAAAGGUUGAACUGGUUUACGAUCAUCCUACUGGACGUUCUCGCGGUUUUGGAUUCGUGUAUUUCGAACGUCUCGAGGAUGCUUGUGCUGCACGUGAUAAAUUGUCUGGUCAAGAGAUAGACGGGCAUAAGAUUCGCGUUGAUUAUUCGCUGACAAAACGAGCUCAUACCCCAACACCCGGUCAGUACAUGGGGGCGAUUCGUGGAGGUCGAAGGAAUUAUGGAUAUGGUUCAGGUGGAUAUAGAACUGAGCGUCGGGAGUCAUACCGUGACGGUUAUGCCGGUCGUAGUAGUCGGUAA
This is a messenger RNA of Ostertagia ostertagi, 783 nucleotides long. NCBI's taxonomy places the organism in Eukaryota, Metazoa, Nematoda, Chromadorea, Rhabditida, Trichostrongylidae. The record is from the annotation of a GenBank genome assembly.